AUGGGAUCCCGCCUGCUGCUGAUGCUGAUGCUGCUUCAGGCAGUUUGGAAAGGUGCUUUGGGAAAAUCCCAUUCGCUGCACACCCGAGGAAUCAUAGAACUGGCAGGAGCUAUAUCGUGCGGCACGGGACGGUCUCCCUUGGCAUAUAUUGGCUAUGGAUGCUACUGUGGACUGGGAGGACAAGGCUGGCCUAAAGAUAAAACUGACUGGUGCUGCCACAGGCACGACUGCUGCUACGACAAGGCAGAGAAGGAAGGCUGCAGCCCCAAAGCACAGCGCUACCAGUGGGAGUGUGAGCAGAAUGCCGUGCGGUGCGAUAACCUGACAGACCGAUGUGAAAAAAUGGUGUGCCUGUGUGACCAAGAAGCAGCCAAGUGUUGGGGAGCAGCCCCAUACAACCCACACUUCAUCCUCUGGCCAGACUUUUUAUGUGGACAGACUCAUCCCACCUGCCAUUUCAGAUAUGGGGGGGCAGAAUAGUCUUUUUAGGACCUUUCUUCUAACCCUUUGAAUCUGAAGGUGCUGGAAUAAAAUUUUACCUCUUUUACCA
Charadrius vociferus (killdeer) is the source of this 550-nucleotide messenger RNA. RefSeq names its product group 10 secretory phospholipase A2-like. NCBI's taxonomy places the organism in Eukaryota, Metazoa, Chordata, Aves, Charadriiformes, Charadriidae. The coding region runs from base 1 to 480 and encodes 159 amino acids. The record is from RefSeq and is a predicted model, not a curated record. Gene Ontology annotation, biological process: phospholipid metabolic process; arachidonate secretion; lipid catabolic process. Gene Ontology annotation, molecular function: calcium ion binding; phospholipid binding. The transcript is spliced from 4 exons.